This is a messenger RNA of Lineus longissimus, 2300 nucleotides long. Its product is annotated as pyridine nucleotide-disulfide oxidoreductase domain-containing protein 1-like. Bases 179 to 1648 code for a protein of 489 amino acids. The transcript is spliced from 14 exons. NCBI's taxonomy places the organism in Eukaryota, Metazoa, Nemertea, Pilidiophora, Heteronemertea, Lineidae. The record is from RefSeq and is a predicted model, not a curated record. Gene Ontology annotation, molecular function: oxidoreductase activity; flavin adenine dinucleotide binding.
UGGCGCCAGUAUCCAGUCGUUUCGCUCCCUAAUCUAUCGUUUUGCUCCAAACCCAAAGUUAAAUGAGUCGUCUACAGUGUGACAUUGGCGUGCAUGACUUGGGACAUCCAGUGAGGCAGCAAAAAGUAGCGACGGUACAGCUAGAAGUAGCAACAACUCGCAAAAAGGAUAUUUGAAAAUGGACUUCAAGUAUGUUGUGGUUGGCGGUGGCAUUGCUGGAGUCACUUGUGUGGAAACGUUGUCUCUUUUUUGCCAAGAGGAGAGUAUCUUACUCAUUUCGGCCUCACCAUUGGUUAAGGCAGUCAUGAACUUCAGGCAGGUUUCUAAAACCUUGGAAGAAUUCGAUGUUCAGGAACAGCCCUUGACCUACUUAGAGGCUCACUGUCCAAAUGUGAAAGUUGUUCACGCAGCUGUGGUGAAUUUAGACCCUGAACAGAAUAAGGUUACUACAAAUGAUGGUGUGAGUUACACAUACAAGAAGCUAUGCCUCUGCUGUGGUGCGAAACCAAAGGUCAUCGCUAAAGAUAACCCAUACGUCCUUGGUAUUAGAGAUACAGAGAGUAUUGAGGAGUUCCAGAAGAAGUUAGUGGAUGCAAGAAGAGUUGUGGUUGUUGGCAAUGGAGGAAUUGCUACCGAAAUUGUCUAUGAGAUUGAAGGUUAUGAAGUCAUCUGGGCCAUCAAAGAUCCGUCGAUCAGCUCCACAUUCGUUGACCCUGGAGCUGCUGAAUUCUUCGUGCCACAUCUCUCGAUGGAGAAAGAUCCAGAGAAGAAACCAGUCAAGAGAGUCAAAUAUACCACGGUUGAAAAGGAAGUCGCCGUAACAUCACCGGCUGGAUUGAGCGGGGAUACACUAGGAGGUGCUCUUGGGCCUGAUUGGUCUAAUGGCUUACUAAUGACUGGGAAAAAACGGGGCAUGAAAAACAUUCAUGUUGAAUACAAUGUUGAGGUCAAGAAGAUUAUGCUGAAGGAAGAAUUCUUGAAGGCUGGGUUAACAGCAACUGGUAUCGAUCAGCGAACGGAUGAUGCGUCCUGGCCUGUCUACUUAGAACUUACAAAUGAAAAGAUAUAUGGUUGUGACAUCGUAGUGAGUGCUACAGGAGUCGUGCCUAAUACCGGGAUCUGUCAUAAAGGAGGUUUGUUUGAACUAGCUGACGAUGGUGGCAUGAAGGUCAAUGACAACAUGUGUACGAAUAUAAAGGACGUUUACGCUGCUGGUGACAUGUGUACGGCAAAUUGGGAACCUGCUCCUCAUUGGCUGCAGAUGCGAUUAUGGACACAAGCACGCCAAAUGGGACACUAUGUAGCCAAGUGUAUGGUCGCUAACUUAAAUGAGGAAGAAAUCUCCCCCGACAUAUGCUUUGAAUUGUUUUCUCAUGUUACCAAGUUCUUUGGUUAUAAGGUGGUGCUACUUGGUAAAUUCAAUGCCCAGGGCUACGGAAAGGAAUAUGAAAUAUUACUGAGAAUGACAAAAGGUGUUGAGUUCAUUAAGGUCAUCAUGAAGGAUGGGAGGAUGUGUGGUGCUAUUCUUAUCGGAGACACGGACUUAGAGGAAACGUUUGAAAACCUCAUUCUCAAUCAGAUGGACUUGAGUGCCUUCGGUGAGGAACUGUUAGACCCUAAUAUAGACAUUGGGGAUUACUUUGACUGAUGGACUUGGAGACAAUUGAAAACCUUAUAUAGACAUUGAGGAUUACUUUGACUGAUGGACUUGGAGACAAUUGAAAACCUUAAAUAGACAUUGAGGAUUACUUUGACUGAUGGACUUGGAGACAAUUGAAAACCUUAAAUAGACAUUGAGGAUUACUUUGACUGAUGGACUUGGAGACAAUUGAAAACCUUAUAUAGACAUUGAGGAUUAUUUUGACUGAUGGACUUGGAGACAAUUGAAAACCUUAUAUAGACAUUGAGGAUUACUUUGACUGAUGGACUUGGAGACAAUUGAAAACCUUAUAUAGACAUUGAGGAUUACUUUGACUGAUGGACUUGGAGACAAUUGAAAACCUUAAAUAGACAUUGAGGAUUACUUUGACUGAUGGACUUGGAGACAAUUGAAAACCUUAAAUAGACAUUGAGGAUUACUUUGACUGAUGGACUUGGAGACAAUUGAAAACCUUAUAUAGACAUUGAGGAUUACUUUGACUGAUGGACUUGGAGACAAUUGAAAACCUUAUAUAGACAUUGAGGAUUACUUUGACUGAUGGACUUGGAGACAAUUGAAAACCUUAUAUAGACAUUGAGGAUUACUUUGACUGAUGGACUUGGAGACAAUUGAAAACCUUGAACAUUUUGAAAAACAUUUA